Messenger RNA from Staurois parvus, 792 nucleotides. The record is from the annotation of a GenBank genome assembly. NCBI's taxonomy places the organism in Eukaryota, Metazoa, Chordata, Amphibia, Anura, Ranidae.
UGUGCUGUGUCCCUCAGACACAGCAGAUCACCGAUCAAUGGAAAGAGCCGAAGAUGUCUGCGCGGUCAUGUGAUCAGCUGUGUCUAAUCACAGCUGAUCACAUGGGACAUCUACACUGAUCAUCAGGGCACUGAUGAUCAGUGUGCCCUGAUGAUCAGUGUAACCCCAGCAGUGCCACCUGUCAGUGCCCAUCAAUGCCACCUGUCAAUGCCCAUCAGUGCCUCAUCAAUGCCACAUAUCGGUGCCUACCAGUGCACAUCAAUGCCAUAUAUCAGUGCCCAUCUGAGCUGCCUUUCAGUGUCACCUAUCAGUGCCAGUCAAUGCCACCUAUCAAUGCCAGUCAGUGCCACCUGUAAGUGCUGUCAAUCAGUGCCAGCUAUAAGUGCCAGUCAGUGCCACCUAUCAGUGCCACCUAUAAGUGCCCAUCAGUGCUGCCUAUCAGUGCCACCUAACAGUGCCAGUCAGUGCCACCUAACAGUGCCAAUCAGUGCCGCCUAUCAGUGCCAGUCAGUGCCACCUAUCAGUGCCAUAUAUGAUUGCUCCCUUUCAGUGCCCAUCAGUGAUGCCUGUCAAUGCCCAUCAGUGCCACCUACUAGUGCCUCCUCAUCAGUGCCCAUCAGUGCCACCUAUCAGUGCCCAUCAGUGCAGUCUAUCAGUGCCCAUCACUGCAGCCUCAUUAGCACACAUCAGUGAAGGAAAAAAAUCACUUAUUUACAAAAUUUUAUAACAAAAACUAAGAAAAAAUGUUUUUUUUUCCAAAUGUUUGUUUUUGGUUUGUUUAGCAAAAAAUAA